GCAAACAUCGAUGUCUCGCUCGAGCCUGAAGGUGCUGGCAUAAAUAUUGAAGAUACCUGCGUUCUCGAAGGCUGGUGAGUGCCACAACACGGUCAACAUGCCAGACAAAACGAACAUACUUCUGCUGGUUCUGCAAGCCCUAGUGCUGGCAGUGUCGGCGUCUCCUUCCACUGCGUGUGGUGACAUUGUAAACCACAAGGACGCCACGUUCAUCAUUUUCAAUGCGUCGCAAGCGUACGACUGCCUGAAAAGCGUUCCAUUCAAUCCAGACGUUGCUAGUCGUCUCAUUCAAUAUUGGAACGACACAAUCCAAUUUCACAGCACCAUAGCCUACCUUGCAAGCCCACCACCAGACUACCAGCAGCCGCGGGUGGAUCUCGUUGCCGGAUUAGCUGAAAUCAAGAGUUACAUCGACCAGGGAUUGUUCCAUAAUCAGUACGCGUUUGAGGCCACCCUCAAACUGCUGCUCAAUGCUGCACAUGAUGAUCAUCUCAGUAUGACUGGAGGCAUUCUUUCCACCUUCACCUUUGGAUCUCCGUAUGAUCUUGUAUCUGUGUCUUUGGACGGAAAGCAGCUACCGAAGGUGUACGUUGCAAAUGAACUUCUUGCCAACGAGACAGCAGGGCUACCGUGGCAGCCGUCAGCCAUUGCCACCAUAAACGAAAAGAAUGCCACUGAAUUCUUGGAAGACUUUGCCGCUCGACAAUCUGCUGGAAAGCUCGAGCCUCACGCGGACUGGAACAUGCUGAUGCGGAGUGGCGCGUUGGAAGCCCAGGGGCUCCUGGAAGUCUUCUAUGGAGCUGCUUCCUUGUACCCAGGCGAGUCAAUCAAACUUGUGUUUGAGAACGGCACAGUGCGCGCCCCUGUUCCCUGGCAGGCUGUGUACCUUGGCCCCGAGUAUACCGGCCCCUUGGAGACCGGUGGGGACUUUUACAACUUUUUUGUCUUGGGUAAUCCCCCGGCAUCUUACAACAAAACUCUGCACCUCUCCUCGCAGCAAUCUGCAUCGAGUACAUCGGUCGCAGCGUCUGAGCCUACCUCAGACUCCAACUCACGUCAGAAAUUGUGGGACUCGGCAUAUCCGCCUCAGCCUGAUGUUUUCCAACAAAACCAUGCUUCGGAUGCUAAAACGCUGCUGAGAGGGUACUUCCUACGGGAAUCCUCGCUGGCUGUUCUGAGCAUUCCCAAGUUCUCUUCAAACGGCAACAAAGAGUCAAAGACGUUUAUUCAAACAAUCAAGGACUUUCUCGAACUCAGCAAGAAGGCGGGUCUGAAGCGAGUCAUCAUUGACGUGCAGCAGAACAAGGGUGGACAGCCUCUGUUGGCCAUUGAGACAUUCAAGCUGUUCUUUCCUUUGAAAAAACCGUUCACUGGCAGCCGUAGGCGCAGAAGUCCGAUGGCAGAUGCCUUAGGUUCGACUUUGACGCCAUACUGGGAGACAUUCGCCCCAAACAACAGCUCAUUAAUCAGUAACGAGUGGGUCGUAACCAGUCGACUGGAUGUACAGACAGGACAGGAAUUCACCUCGUGGGAGAACUACUUCGGUUCGGCAGCGUCCUAUGGCAAAGACAGCUAUACAAAAACGGAAGAAUACAACCUCAGAAACAUGGAAUUCACCCAAGAGGGAGGGAGUAUCAUCAUCGACAGCGGGGGAGACCCCCAGCCUUACGAAGCGAAAGAUAUCAUCAUUCUCAGCGACGGCCUCUGCUCGUCUGCCUGUGCCAUUUUCAUGGAGCUGAUGCACCACCAAGCCAAUGUUUCCACCGUUGUAGUAGGCGGAAAGCCCGACUACUCCCCCAUGCAAGCUCCCAGUGGAACGCGCGGUGCACGAGCAUACGAUACACGCCUGAUAGACGAGGAUAUCAAGAUCGCACAACAAAUGGACAAUAGCACGCAGGAAGUGCUUCCACCGCGGGAUCUCGAUUUCUUGAUCUCUACCGCCAGCGUCAAUCUGCGAGACCAGGUCCGUCACAAUGACCGAACCAACUUACCCCUUCAAUUCGUGUACGAACCAGCCAACUGCAGGAUCUUCUUCACACCAAAGACCUGGUACAAUUACACCAAUCUCUGGAUCUAUGCAGCUGAGGCGGCGUGGCAAAACCCCAAGCGCUGCGUAGCCAGGUCCGACUCAAAAGCCGACCCCGUGCCCGAUAACAUCCCACCGCACGAGAUCCAUAUCGAUGACAAUGAGCGCGUCGCUCCUCCACGUAAACAUCAAACUGUCGACAACCCCUCCAACAACUUACAGGCCGGCCCGCAGGCGUUAACAAGUACAAACGGGGGUAAAUGCGACAACCGCGGCUACUGUCCUGAGAAAUUCAUCUGCGAAAAAGUACAAGUAUGCGGGGACAAGAAAACAACAUAUAAAGAUGAGCGUUGUGUCCGCGGCUGCGGCGACCUCGUUGGGGAAUGCGACCUUGGCUGGGACUGUGAUUACGAAGACAUCCGGGCAUUUCCCCUAGAAGAGAAGAAUCGAAAGACGGUGAAGAUGAGCGGGAUUUGUAAGCCCAAAAACGCGCUUGAUUGCAUUGGGGAAUCCCACCUGAAGUCCGCGGAUGUCGAUGUUCGGAAUGUUGAAGACUGCCUUUGGGAUUUAGACACGGGCAUACAUGAACUCCAUUGUUUCAACUUCAAAAAUGACGUGCAGAGAUGCCAUAUAUUAAACACCUUGGAGGGCUAUUGGCAACCCCAGUCUACUCGCUAUUGCAGUAUGCCAGAUCUCGCGGAGUGGCAGAAAAAUCAAACCUGUUACACUGAAGACCGCCACGCGUCCUAUCAAUGUGGCAAAGAAAAAGUUGUGCGGUUCCACUUCAACGAGGAGCAAGUGUAUUUCGCUAACAUUGAAACCGGUGAGCUUCAUUGGAAUUAAAAUGAAAAGAGAUGGGACACAAUAACGGAAGCCUCGUUUUAGUUGAAGCAUCGAUGGGAAGGGUCGCGAAGUUUUGAAAGCGCCAAAACAUAAUUAACUAAUAUUUGCUUUAUGAUCCCUUCCCUUCUAGGGAUUUCUCUUCUUUUCUUUAUUUUUACGUGUUCUCAACGAAGUGCAUAUCCCUGAGCUUCUGAGAUUCUG
Aspergillus steynii IBT 23096 is the source of this 3070-nucleotide messenger RNA. RefSeq lists its product as uncharacterized. Gene Ontology annotation, molecular function: serine-type peptidase activity. NCBI's taxonomy places the organism in Eukaryota, Fungi, Ascomycota, Eurotiomycetes, Eurotiales, Aspergillaceae. The record is from RefSeq and is a predicted model, not a curated record. Gene Ontology annotation, biological process: proteolysis. Bases 98 to 2869 code for a protein of 923 amino acids. The transcript is spliced from 2 exons.